UUGUGAAUGAAGUGCCAAUGUAUUAUAUUGGAGUGUGGUAUUGGUUUGGGGCAAAAGUGAGGAGUUAGGUACCGUGUACUUAAACUGGGUAAUCUCUAAAGUAAUUACAAAUUACCCUAAUUUAGUGUAAACACUUAUUGCUUAUGUUGGUUCUGAACAUUCACGUGAAUGUUGACAAUCAAAAUGUGAAUACCUCUCAGUAUGACUACUGUAAAGGCUUCCCCAUAGAUUUUCCAUGAUAUGAAAUAUCAUGUCCGUUGCUAAAAUCUUUCAGAAAACUCUCACUGCUUUAAAAUCAAAUGGCUAAAGCCAGAAAGUUAGGCACAGGAUCUUAUUUUAACUAUUCUUAUUUUAAAAUAUCGGUUACUGGUAUAUAAGUGCAGGUUAUGUGGAGGAUAAGUCAUUUUGCCCAUCAGCUUGUCACAGUCAUAAUCGCAAUUAGGCCAAUUGGUUCAGGCUUUUGUAGUUGUUGUUAGUUAUAGUACUGCAAACACGUUUUGAGAGUUUAUAUCCUUUAAAUCACGUAUAAUUAUGGACCGAUUUUAUUUUGAUGUGAUAAUAUUCUUCUCGCUUGCCCACUUAAAGCUUAAAAAUAUUUCAAAGCGGUGGAGAUUGUGUUAUAUGUGCUUAAAGCAGAAUUUCUCAGGACUUGAGCUCUAAAUUUAUUGCUGCUGGGACUCAUAUGAUGGCUAUGUAGUAUAGAUUUAGAGAGAGCUUUUAAGACUCCCAUUGACAUAGGUGAGCAGAAUGGUUCCUUGGAAACCAUUUGGGUGUCCAGUCAUGGUAAAGCAUGGACUAAGGGCUCAGAUGCAUAUAGUGCAAGAACAGGAGGGAGGUUCAGGGAAUCCCGUGCUGUUAAAGACGGCAUUUCUUCCAGUCUUUUAACGGCUGCUGUUUUAAAAGGGGGGCAAAAGCAGCAUUGAAACUAUCUGUAAGGUAAAGCUACUGGGACCUAACCCAAAAGGCAUGCUCUUAUGGAAAACUCUUCUUAAUACUUGCAGUGUGGUUCUCGCGGAGGACAUGUGGUAUAUAUUACGGCUCCUGGGGAAUUCAGACCUCUGCAGUGUGGAGUCACCGUGAAGGCUAAUUUCAAAACAAAGUGGUAGCCUUUUGCUCCCUUCAUAGCGCUAUUUACCAGUGUUUCUUAUUAGCUUGACAUUAGUCUAGGACUGCUGUGGGUGGAAAGAGGAAAUGGAAAUUCAAAUGGGACCGGAGUGGGGAUCCAUGAACACCUCUCCCCUUCCCUCCCACCCCUCCUUCAGCAUAGGCUCAGCACUUCACACCCUGGGCAUUGCAGUCUUACACAAUCUUCGCCAAAAGGGCUGAAGGCAGAGCUGUCCAAGGUUCGAAAAAAACACGUUCUGACUGUUGGUUGAAAAUCAGGUAAUAACAGUCCUCUUGGUGAACAAAACUUAUUAGAGGGCAGGGGAAGGAAUGCUAUCUCUCAGCGGCAGGCAAGAAGAAAUUGCUGUUGAAAAGCUUACCUCUCUAGGGAGGAAUCAGAUAUCAGACUUUGCCAAGCCUCAGGUCCAACCCAUAAGGUCCCACCUACAUCCCCCGCCCCAUCCCAGCUUUGUUAGAUUGCUAGCAUCGAUCGCUGGCUUUUUCUGACCCCACAGUGGGUGAAGGAAAGAGAGCCGGCAAGACCAGAAGCAAGCAAGGUGGGGGUGGAAAACUGGGGCUGCUUUUGUGGAGAGAAAAAGAGAAAGGGAAGAAAAGGGGUGGGGGCCAUGGGGACUGAGCUUAACUGGUGCCUGCCUGCUUCUCUUUGAUUUGAUGGCCUUUAUUCCUUCUAAUUGGAUAAAAUAGGAAGUCACUGGCAGUCCUGCGUCGCUGGGUAUACUGAUUUUACUCAGACCAGCCAGCAGCUCUGGAGUGCGGACAGAGGGAGGAGGGAGGAAAAAGAGAGAGACAGAGAGACAGAACGUCUUUGGAUGAGGAGGGGAAAGGAAGAGAAAGAGACUAUGAAGCCGGGCAGAGCUGCGGGGGAAGAAAGUGAAUGAGCGCUCAAGAAGGACAAAGAGGAGUGGUUGGGGGGGUGGGGGCGGAGGCAGGGCGGGGAGGGGAGUCACCGCCCCUCCGGGCCGCACUCUUCCCUUCGGAUCCCUGUGUGAUGAUACUGUUUGCAGUGAUGCUCCCGGGGCAGGCACCUGCUGCUGUGUAAUGAUUCAGCCUCUUUCAGCCUUCGCGUUAACACAACAGGAUGCUGUUGCUACUCUCACUACUGCCUCUCCUGCCGCCGCCGCUGCUGCCGCCUCCGCCGCCACCUCUGGUCCUGCUUUUGCUUUUACUUCUCCUGCAUGACAGUUGUUUUCUCCAUCUAAGCAGACACCAGCUUCAGAUGCUCGAGGUGAGAAACAUGCCUUUCAGUUUGGGCUACUGGUUUACUUAACUGACCAACGAUCAGCUCAGUUUCUAUUUUGCCUCCCCCCCCCGCCCCCCCCCCCGACCCUCUUGACCAGCCGGGAUGGUUUGGAGAAGCAUUUGAAAGAACUGCAAAAGUAACCCGGAAACAGCAGUAAAGAAUUACAGUAUACUUUCAUUUGGUAGUUGCUAGAGGAUUUUUUUUUCCUUCCUCCCUCCUGAACUCCUCUUGCUUUUGAUAAUGGCCUUGGACUUGGAAGACUUAUCGAUUUCCCCCUGUAAGAUGCUGUCUCAUUUGGUUGGGGGGAGCUCUGCAUGGUAAUGGACCGUGAGAGAGGCCAGGCCUUCUGGAGGUGAGCCGAUGGAGAUUUAUUCCCCAGACAUGUCCGAGGGAGCCGCCGAGAGGUCCUCCAGCCCCUCCACUCAGCUGAGUGCAGACCCAUCUCUUGACGGGCUUCCGGCAGCAGAAGACAUGCCAGAGACCCAGACUGAAGAUGGGCGAACCUCCGGACUCAUGGGCCUGGCAGCUCCCUGCUGUGUCUGCCUGGAAGCUGAGCGCCUGAGAGGUUGCCUCAACUCGGAGAAAAUCUGCAUUGUCCCCAUUCUGGCUUGCCUAGUCAGCCUCUGCCUCUGCAUUGCUGGCCUCAAGUGGGUAUUUGUGGACAAGAUAUUUGAGUAUGACUCUCCUACUCACCUUGACCCUGGGGGAUUAGGCCAGGACCCUAUUAUUUCUCUGGAUCCAACCGCUGCCUCAGCUGUGUGGGUAGCAUCUGAGGCAUACACUUCACCUGUCUCUAGGGCUCAAUCUGAAACUGAGGUUCAAGUUACAGUGCAAGUUGACAAUGCCGUUGUGUCCUCUGAACCUUCAGCGGUCCCGACCCCGAAGAAUCGUAUUUUUGCUUUUUCUUUCCUGCCGUCCACUGCAGCAUCCUUCCCUUUCCCCACUCGGAACCCUGAGGUGAGAACACCCAAGUCAGCAACUCAGCCACAAACAACAGAAACUAAUCUCCAAACUGCUCCUAAACUUUCUACAUCUACGUCAACAACCGGAACAAGCCAUCUUGUAAAGUGUGCAGAGAAGGAGAAAACUUUCUGUGUGAAUGGAGGCGAGUGCUUCAUGGUGAAAGACCUUUCAAACCCCUCAAGAUACUUGUGCAAGUGCCCAAAUGAGUUUACUGGUGAUCGCUGCCAAAACUACGUAAUGGCCAGCUUCUACAAGCAUCUUGGGAUUGAAUUUAUGGAAGCGGAGGAGCUCUACCAGAAGAGAGUGCUGACCAUCACCGGCAUCUGCAUCGCCCUGCUUGUGGUCGGCAUCAUGUGUGUGGUGGCAUACUGCAAAACCAAGAAACAACGGAAAAAGCUUCAUGACCGGCUUCGGCAGAGUCUUCGGUCUGAGCGAAACAACAUGGUGAACAUAGCAAACGGGCCUCACCACCCCAACCCACCCCCCGAGAACGUCCAGCUGGUGAAUCAAUACGUCUCUAAAAACGUCAUCUCUAGUGAGCAUAUUGUUGAGAGAGAAGCGGAGACAUCUUUCUCGACCAGUCACUAUACCUCUACAGCUCACCACUCCACCACUGUCACUCAGACUCCUAGUCACAGCUGGAGUAAUGGGCACACUGAAAGCAUCAUUUCGGAAAGCCACUCUGUAAUCAUGAUGUCAUCAGUAGAGAACAGUAGGCACAGCAGCCCCUCUGGGGGCCCAAGAGGACGACUUAAUGGCGUGGGAGGCCCUCGCGAGUGUAACAGCUUCCUCAGGCAUGCCAGAGAAACCCCUGACUCCUACCGAGACUCUCCUCAUAGUGAAAGGUAUGUGUCAGCAAUGACCACCCCGGCUCGUAUGUCACCUGUAGAUUUCCACACGCCAAGCUCCCCCAAAUCGCCCCCUUCGGAAAUGUCUCCACCUGUGUCCGGCACGACGGUAUCCAUGCCCUCCAUGGCAGUCAGCCCCUUCGUGGAAGAAGAAAGACCUCUGCUUCUCGUGACACCACCGAGGCUGCGGGAGAAGUAUGACCGCCACCCCCCGCAGUUCACCUCCUACCACCAUAACCCCGCGCAUGAGAGCAACAGCCUGCCCCCUAGCCCCUUGAGGAUAGUGGAGGACGAGGAGUAUGAAACCACCCAGGAGUACGAGCCAGCUCAAGAGCCUGUUAAGAAACUCACCAGUAGCCGGCGGCCCAAAAGAACCAAGCCCAAUGGCCACAUUGCCAACAGGUUGGAAAUGGACAGCAACGCAAGUGCGGAAGGCACUCACUCAGAGAGUGAGACAGAAGAUGAGAGAGUAGGGGAAGAUACCCCCUUCCUGGGCAUUCAGAACCCCCUGGCCGCCAGUCUUGAGGCAGCACCUGCCUUCCGCCUGGCGGACAGCAGGACUAACCCAGCAGGCCGCUUCUCUCCGCAGGAAGAAUUGCAGGCCAGGCUGACGAGUGUAAUCGCUAACCAAGACCCUAUCGCUGUAUAAAACCUAAAUAAACACAUAGAUUCACCUGUAAAACUUUAUUUUAUAUAAUAAAGUAUUCCACCUUAAAUUAAACAAUUUAUUUUAUUUUAGCAGUUCUGCAAAUAGAAAACAGGAAAAAAACUUUUAUAAAUUAAAUAUAUGUAUGUAAAAAUGUGUUAUGUGCCAUAUGUAGCAAUUUUUUACAGUAUUUCAAAACGAGAAAGAUAUCAAUGGUGCCUUUAUGUUCUGUUACGUUGAGAGCAAGUUUUGUACAGUUACUGUGAUUGCUUUUCCACAGUAUUUCAGCAAAACCUCCCAUAUAUUCAGUUCUCGCUGGCUUCUCGUGCAUUGCGUUAUGAUGUUGACAGGAUGUAUGAUUUGUGAGACUUGCAACUUCCCCUCCGUUUGCUUCUAGUAGCGCCCGAUCAGUACGUCUUGUAAUAGCACAUCCAUCCAAAUACUCUUCUCUUUUGUACGAAGUUUUCUUUUGCUUUCGGUAUACGAAAUGAGUUGUGUCUACUCCGCCAGCCAAAGGUUCGCUUCACUGGGCUCUGAGAUAAUAGUAGAUCCAACAGCAUGCUACUAUUAAUUACAGCAGGAAACUGCAUUAAGUAAUGUUAAAUAUUAGGAAGAAAGUAAUCUUGUGAUUUUUUUUUAAAACUAUAUUCUUCAUCAGAAGACAGCUGGCUCUCACUAGAAAAGAGCAGCCAUUUGCUUUCUUUUGGUUUCUUUUUCUUGACAAAGAGCAACAGUUUGGGGGAGAGCAUAGAACUCGGGCUCUGGCUUGCUAUCAGGGUACAUCCAUCACUUUAUAAGAGGACUCGCCUCACCUUCUGGGGGAAUGACACAACAGGUCAUCUAGCUGAAGAUCAAACCGUGGCUGAAAAAGGUGCAAUCGUUCCUGACUUGGGUUGUCCACUGAUUUUGGAGCCAGGGAUUGGUUGUGUCCUAACAGCUGGAGAUUAGACGUGUCAUGGCACAAGCAAACCAGCUGAAACAGCACACUCAGCAGUUGGUCUGCAAUGCUUCUGCAGUGAAAUGUGCCUGCUGUAUGUGGUGGUGAUUAGUCACCAUAGGCAAUAUUUCUGUUGUAGUGGGUCUAGAAACAGUGAAUGUAUAGAAGGCGCAGGUGGAGAACAGCUGUGUGACAUGAUUGCAGUUUUAAACAGUUUUGUUGACCACUCCCUUCUCCUCAUGAUUUUUCUCUUGUUUUUCGAUGUUGCCUUGAUUAGAUCACAACUAUGCAUGAACAUUUUUGUCAGGAAUGGCCAAUGUGCAUGUGAUUUGUGAUUAGCGAGAACCUUCCACGAGCGAUGAUUCAUCAGGAAAUGUCGGUAGUGUUGAAAAGAUUGCACCUUUCCUUGCAGAAGUGACCCCCACCUGUGUACUGACCUCUCCAUCUGCAGCCCUUAUCAUCCACCCCCUGCCCCACUUCUUACUUUCUGCUUUACUGUCACAAAACAGGAUGAAGACGGGUCUGAACUUUGCAUGUUCUCUGUGAUUGUAAGUCCAAAGAAGGCCUAGAGGUGUUACCAUUGGAGAUAACUGCUGAUUCAGGAAAACAAGACAAUUAAAAAACAAAAACAACGCAGACCCCAUUUCAUGCCCUGCCAGAUAUCUGUCAAAGCCGGCUAGAGCUCUACUUAGAUUCCCAGUGACCUCCUAGGAUCCAUGGGACAAAAUGGGAAGCAGGUUGGCAGGGGGUUCAGAAUACCAGGCGUGAAGUCAGCGAAAGCAACGGCUCCUUGUUUGCAGGUGAACUGAAUUUAGUUCCUCAUCAAAUUUCUAUAUGAACAUUAACGAGCAGACGUGACAGGCAAGGAGGUCUUGGGGAAAUGUGGGCUGGGCAUGAGUCAUGUCAUUAAGCUCCUUACAUGUUUCUGCAACCCACAGAGGUGUCUGUCUGCAGGUCCUGGCAGUUACUUUUAGUAUUGGUAUCCUAACCUGUCCUUCCUUAUUCACAAGCCGCUUUCUCUGUGCUCAGCAGUGUCCUCACUGCUCCUGUCAGGCUGCACAAGUCGCUCUGAUUGCCCAGUUCUGUAGAAACGAGUAAGCUCAUGGCAGGGGAAGAAGACAGUUGACCCAAAGAGCUUCUCUAACUUAUGCCAAUAUUGCCUUUGAAGGCCUUGGCUCAUCCAGAGGCUAUGUCAAUAAAGAAAUUUCUACCGUGAAUUCAAAGUCCAAAAUCUCUGUUUCAGAAAUCUUCAGGCAUUGGAGUACCCAAAGGCCCCACGGUGGAGAAUUCCAGGAAUAAAUCAAAUCUGUUGAGAGCAAUGAACAUAUUCCCCAGUGUGAAGAUAGCUCUAAAUGUUUCAGGUCACAAAUACAUAUGAACAGUUAGGACAAGAGGAAAUUUUAUUUCCGACUUGAUUCUGGUCACUCAGAGAGGUGGCAUGUUAGCUGGGACAGCCUUUCCAUCUAUAGGACCAGAGCUCCCCCUGAGAAGAAAGGACGGCUGGUUCCUCAGGGCUGUGCAUUGCAACCACGAGCUUUGUGUUCGCAAGGACUCCUCUGUGGUAGUUACCACAUCGCUCUCAACCAGCUCUGUCCAUAAACUCAGACAGUGCAGUGGCAAUGCAAAGAAGGAGCGUGAACCGAUAUUCCCAGCAUGUGGCAAGUUUUUGUGGCUUUUCAGGUGGGGGAGGCCACCUGGGAGUUUGACAGCAGCUUUGUCUCCCCGGGUCUGACGUCAUAUCCCAUGAGGGGUAGCGCAGCGGACGAAAAACUUCUUUCCGUCACUCAAGAUUCCUUUCCCGGCCUACUCUCCCUUCUUGGCUGGUAUGACCUUUUUAUUUUCCCCCCAAGAUUGCCUGGACGGCCUCAUGCUGUCUACAAAAUGGCACUCUGCCUGAGAAUAUGUGAAUGUGUCCCAGACACCGACAUACCAUAUCCUCCGUGUUUUGGUGUGACUGUCGUGAUGUAGAUGGAGUUUAUCCAGGGUAACUAGCUCAUAACUUUUUUUUUUUUUUUUUUUUUUUUUUGGCCUGGGUAAAAAGGUGCAUGGCUCACAUUAGUGGAAAUAAGGAAGGCCUUGUUUUAUCUUUUAGCACUGGCUCCAUUUCACCACCCACAGAGAUUUCUAUCUGCAAGGACCCAUGAAACACUGCAGAGAAAUGCAGGCAAAGGGAAAUGGCCACAUAUCACGAGUUCUAUUAUAUAUUCUUUUGUAAAUACACAUUGUACGUUACUUGGAUGUUUCCUAAAUCAUUUACUGUCUUUAUGAGUUAAUGUCAGUUUUUUUUACUCUCUCAACUUACUGUGUAACAUUGUAAAUAACAUAAUGUCCUUUAUUAUUUAUAUUUAAGCAUCUAACAUAGAGUUGUUUUCAUAUAAGUUUAAGACAAAUGUCAAAAAUAUAUGUUUUUUUGUUUUUCUUUGCUUUAAAAUUAUGUAUCUUUUCCUUUUACUUUUUUUUUAAAGAAUAAUUUAUUGUUCAGGAGAAAGAAUGUAUAUGUAAUUGAAACUAUUUGAAGAAUGCACAUUUGAAGGCCCUGAGGUACUGAUAAACUAAAGAAUUUAUUAUCCAAAAUACUAAGCAAUAAGUAAUUGUGAUUUAUUUAAAAUUUUGUUCAUUUUCCAUGAAGGACAUACUGCAAUAAAAAUGCUACUCUGUG
Leopardus geoffroyi (Geoffroy's cat) is the source of this 8418-nucleotide messenger RNA. It is a transcript of the gene NRG1, whose product is annotated as neuregulin 1. Lineage: Eukaryota; Metazoa; Chordata; Mammalia; Carnivora; Felidae. Gene Ontology annotation, molecular function: protein tyrosine kinase activator activity; chemorepellent activity. Bases 2726 to 4825 code for a protein of 699 amino acids. The record is from RefSeq and is a predicted model, not a curated record. The transcript has 9 exons. Gene Ontology annotation, biological process: animal organ development; intracellular signal transduction; cell differentiation.